Messenger RNA from Fundulus heteroclitus (mummichog), 2751 nucleotides. RefSeq names its product extracellular calcium-sensing receptor. Gene Ontology annotation, cellular component: membrane. NCBI's taxonomy places the organism in Eukaryota, Metazoa, Chordata, Actinopteri, Cyprinodontiformes, Fundulidae. Gene Ontology annotation, biological process: G protein-coupled receptor signaling pathway. The coding region runs from base 143 to 2719 and encodes 858 amino acids. The record is from RefSeq and is a predicted model, not a curated record. The transcript is spliced from 11 exons. Gene Ontology annotation, molecular function: G protein-coupled receptor activity.
UCUAGCCUUGCAUAUAGAAGGGGAUGUUCUCAUAGGGGGGUUUUUCCCUCUACAUUAUCAGGCAUCUGAGCUUCAGCACAGCUACCAAAGCAAACCCCAGAUCACACCAUGCAGCGGAUUUGAUCAUAGAGCCUUCCGCUGGAUGAUGACAAUGGUGUUUGCUGUUGAGGAAAUAAACAACAAAUCAAGUCUACUACCGGGUGUUAAACUUGGCUAUCGUAUUUUGGACAGUUGCGAUAAUGUCCACAGCAGUCUGCAGGCUCUUUUCUCUUUAGUUAGUUUCCCUGAGUCUGUGGCCAGUCACAAGCAACUGUUUGAAAUUAAAAACACCAUGAAUUUGACAGACAAGAAGGAACAGAAGGGAACAGAAGGGUGGAAGUCAGAUGACAGGGCACAAACAUUAUCAACAACAGUGGCUGAAACUCCGAGAUGCCUGUCUGGUUCGUCCAUUCCAGCUGUCAUUGGUCUUGCAUCCUCUUCCCCAACAAGAGCCGUAGCUCAUGUUCUUGGUUCUUUCAACAUCCCACUGGUGAGUUAUUUUGCCACUUGCACCUGUCUUAGCGAUAAACAUGUGUAUCCAUCAUUUUUGCGGACUGUGCCAAGUGAUCUUUUUCAAGUUGGAGGUCUGGUACAGCUGGUCACAUUCUUUCGAUGGCUCUGGGUGGGCACCAUAGGGACCACAGAUGAUUACAGUCAAUAUGGAAUACAAGAAUUUUCUAAUCACUUUAGAAACAGAGGUGGGUGCGUGGCAUUUCACCUCACCAUUCCAAAAUCACCCACCAUGGCUGAGUUUCAGGAAAUGGCAGACACACUGCAGAUUUCAACUGUACACGUUGUGGUGGUUUUUGCAACAGAGGGACAAUUAUUGGAUCUGUUUCUAGAGCUUACUCGAAGAAAUGUAACAGGGAUCCAGUGGGUAGCUAGUGAGGCCUGGGUGACCGCUAGCCUUCUGACAUUUCCAAACUUCCACAGCCUUUUAGAGGGAACGCUCGGCUUCUCCUUCCCUGGAGUCAGCAUCCCUGGGCUGAAAGAGUUCCUUCUGAAUGUCCGCCCCUCGCCCAAACCAGGGAUGGAAUUCAUCAACAUGUUCUGGGAAGAGCAGUUUGGUUGUCAGCUCAUGUUUGAUGGAAAUGUAACUGAUGAAAAUGAGGCAAAUACUCUGAAUUAUAUAAGGAGUUCAGACUCUCAAAAUAUGUCUAUUAUGACAAAGGAGAGCUCGUUUAAAGGGCCAUUUUAUGAACAAGUUUAUGCUGCUAAAAAUCCUGUAUGUACAGGUUCAGAAGACCUGAGUCUGACAUCAAGCAGCUACAGUGAUGUGUCUCAGGUCAGAAUAUCCUAUAAUGUGUAUAAGGCCGUAUUUGCCAUCGCUCAUGCUCUCCACACCUUACUUAACUGUAGUUCUGCGGGAACUAAUGAGGGAGUGUGUGACAAAUACAAAGAAUUUACCUCGGCGCAGUUGCUAUACCAUCUGAAAAAGGGAAAUUUCACAAAUCAGUUUCAAGAGAGAGUUUACUUUGACACUAAUGGAGAGCCAGUCCCUUUAUAUGACGUCAUUAAUUGGCAGAAGGACAGCGAGGGGAAAAUCAGAUUUGUUAAAGUAGGGGGUUAUGAUGGUUCAGCUCCACCGGGACAACAGUUGAGGAUAAAUGAUAGCAAAAUUAUAUGGACAGGAGGCCAGUCACAGGUUCCCGUAUCUCAGUGUAGCGCUCCAUGUCCCCCUGGCAGCAGACAGGCCAGGCGUCCAGGAAGACCUCAAUGUUGCUUUGAUUGCUUGCCUUGUGCAGAUGGAGAGAUUAGCAACCAGACAGGCUCCACUGAGUGCAUUAAAUGCCCAGAGUCCUAUUGGUCCGACAAAGACAAGGUGAAAUGUGUCGCAGGGGUUGAAGAGUUUUUGUCUUUCAGUGAGACCAUGGGCAUCAUCCUUGUUGUUCUGACUUUGCUUGGUGUGAUCCUUACGAUCAUCAUUACUGUGAUCUUUCAUCAAUUUCGCACAACGCCCAUUGUUAAGGCCAACAACUCGGAAAUAAGUUUCUUGCUUCUUGUGUCAAUUAAGCUAUGUUUUCUUUGUUCCCUGGUAUUCAUUGGCCAACCCUCAGCAUGGACAUGUAUGCUUCGUCAGGCGGCAUUUGGGAUUAGCUUUGUUAUAUGUCUGUCCUGUCUCCUGGUGAAGAGUGUUGUGGUUCUUUUGGCUUUUCGGGCUAAUAUACCGACCUCCAAGGGUCUGAAGCUGUUUGGUCCAUCCCAGCAGAGAACUAUGAUCUUUUGCACUACAACUCCUCAGAUUUGUCUGUGUGUUGGCUGGCUGUUGGGUGCACCUCCCUUCCCUAUCAGAAAUCCUGCAUAUCAAGCUUCAUAUGGAAAAAUUGUUUUGGAGUGCAAGGAGCCAUGGCCACUUGGAUUUUACCUGCUCCUAAGCUACAUUGGCCUUCUCGCUUUUGUGUGCCUUCUCCUGGCGUUCCUUGGACGGAAGCUACCAGAUAGCUUUAAUGAAGCCAAGCUCAUCACCUUCAGUAUGCUGAUCUUCUGGGCUGUGUGGAUCUCUUUCAUCCCAGCUUAUGUUAGUUCACCUGGGAAGUUCUCAGUAGCUGUGGAAAUAUUUGCAAUACUAGCCUCCAGUUUUGGCCUUCUGUUGUGUAUAUUUGUACCAAAAUGUUACAUAAUUCUACUGCACCCUGAACGGAACAUUAGGAAAGGUAUGACUGGAAAAUAUAACAGGUAAACAUCAUCCUAUGUGAUUUAGUUGUAAGUCAA